This is a messenger RNA of Schizophyllum commune H4-8, 2469 nucleotides long. RefSeq lists its product as uncharacterized. Bases 22 to 2229 code for a protein of 735 amino acids. The record is from RefSeq and is a predicted model, not a curated record. Lineage: Eukaryota; Fungi; Basidiomycota; Agaricomycetes; Agaricales; Schizophyllaceae. Gene Ontology annotation, molecular function: zinc ion binding. Gene Ontology annotation, cellular component: cytoplasm. The transcript has 6 exons.
CGUCCCCUCACCCCGCUCGACAUGCCGCCCAUUGAGGCCCUCAGGCAUCGAACGCGAGAUGCCAUAUCCUCAAUUUCCAGCAAUAAGCUGGCUUUAUAUGCAGUACUCUCCGUCUUUGCAACCGCAGGAUGCAUCGUCAAUGGCGCACGCAAUCACAGCAACUUUUACUCCGUCAUGAUCUACUUGUCUCGGAGCAGUGCCAGUGUCCUCAUCUUUGCCAACUUCGGACUCCUCCUCGCUGUCUUCUGCGGUCAUCUAGUGCAGCUCAUCUUCUUCGGCCCUCUGCGAGCAGUUGAGGUCGAGCGGCUCUACGACAGGACAUGGUACUUCAUUACAGAAUCCCUCCUGUCCUUUACCAUCUUCCGGGAUGAGUUCGACGCGUCGUUCGCAGUCAUGUUCUGCUUCCUCGUGUUCGUGAAGGCUUUCCACUGGCUAGCGAGUGACCGGAUAGAAUGGAUGGAUCAAAGACCAUAUCCCGGGCCGCCCCUGCUCUUUCACAUCAGAAUGUCGCUAUUGUUCAUGAUCCUCUGGCUGACGGACACAAUCAUGCUCCUGAUUGCCGUCGAAAGCAACUUGGCUAACGGCGUGAGCUGCAUGGUCCUCUUUGCAUGCGAGUACGGUGUCCUGCUCUCAUCUUGCUUCAGCACUGUGUCCAAAUACAUGCUGUCGGUAUAUGACUUCCGACGGGCGUCGAUUCGUGGCGGCGAAAAUGCGCCACCAUGGGAGCAUAAGAGUGUCAUCACGUUCUACAUUGACCUUGCGACUGAUUUCCUCAAGUUGGCCACAUACAGUGUCUUCUUCGUGGUCAUCAUGAUGUUCUACGGUGUUCCGCUCAACAUCAUUCGCGACGUGUUCAUGACCGGACGGUCGUUCUUCAUGCGUUUACGUGCAUUGCACCGCUAUAGGACGGCGACAAGAAACAUGGACGAGCGAUACCCCAAUGCCACUGCCGAAGAACUCGAAGCCAUGUCUGAUCGAACAUGCAUCAUCUGUCGCGAAGAAAUGGUCCAACAGCCAGCGCCCAACGAACAAGGCCCGAACCCUCCGGAGGGCCCCAAUCAAACUCCAAAGAAGCUCCCUUGUGGCCAUAUCUUCCAUUUCUACUGUCUUCGCUCCUGGCUAGAACGUCAGCAGAGCUGCCCGACCUGUCGCCGCACGGUUCUCGAGACGACGCCGCAGGGUCAGGCGCCGCAAAAUGGCGUAGCGAGGCCGGCCAAUCAGCCAGGGAAUGCCGCUGGGGCCGCCAAUGCACCAGCGGGGAACGCAGCGGGUCAAGCAGGGGCGAACCAGCGGAUGAACAAUAUCAACAAUGCGGCGCGCUUCGUGGGUGGGCUCUUUGGGGGCGGCGCGGCGCGACCUGCCGGGGUACCUGCUGCACCUCAGCCUGCGCAGACGCAAGCACCACAACAGCCGCCCAAUAAUCGUAUUCACGUGCAGCAUCUACCCGCUGGUGGACUCGUCGUUCAGUACCACAUUCACUAUGGCCCAGGAGGGCAGCAGGGUACCGGGACACCGACUGUCACGACCAGCCGACCGCCUUUGCAGGAUGUCCAGCCCCUCGAAGGAUUUAUGGGACCCAACGGCGUCUGGCAGCCUUGGCCGAACCCUGCGAACGAGGCGCCUACUACGAGAGCCCCCACCUCACCUACCUCGCCAACCUCACCCACAACCAGUACGGGCAGUCAGGAGACUGCUUCCAGUACGUCUACGAGCACGGCAACUCCAUCGCAGGGAUCAGAGACGGAGAUAUCCGCGCGCGAAGCGGCGCGUGCCGCGUUCUUGCGCAGGAUGAACGCGGGUGGGCCCUCUAGCACCAGCGACGGCACCGCUGCUGAGGUCAGUGCUCCGACUGCUAGUGCCUCCGCAACCUCUGCCACCGCCCCUACUGCUACUACGCCUACCCCUACCAUGACUACGCCGACCCCUACCACCACCACUUCCCCCGCCCCGCUGCAAGUGCCGUUGCUCAUCCCCGCGGUCGACGAGAUCGAGAUCCGGCGCGCGCCGCCGUCUGCGGCGCGGAUGUCGGACGAGGAACUGGGGCGGAUGGACCGGCUGACAAGGGAGGCGAUCGACGAGCGGCUGCGCGUGCUGGAGAGCGUGUCGCAGACGGUGUAUGGGUGCGUGGACGAGCUUAUGCGUCUGCGGAGCUCGCUGCCUGCGAGGGCGACGCCGCAGGAGGGCGAGGAGGCGAACCAGGCUGGCAGCUCGGGCUCGACCGGUUCGUGAGGGUGAAUAGUAUCCGAGUCGAGUCGGUCACCCCACGUCCGUUCGCUCACCGCACGGGUGCUUGGGCGCUUAACGAAGGGUUUGCCGUUCUGACAGACGCUCGUGUACCAUAAGUAGGGAUCGCUUCUGUAUUAGGUGUCGUAUGCUAAAGCACAUGGAAGAAGGAGAGUGAUAGGCGACGGCCAGGAGUGUAAGGGUGUGUAACUUCGUAAAAAGGCCAGCCCAAGACCAACCUAAGAA